CUUGUGACACAUCUCUUCCAGCCCACACCCUGGGUCUGUAGCUGGGUCCCACAACCUAUCAGAUGGGCCAUGCCCUGGACUUGGCUGCUGCUCCUCCUGCUCCUCCUGGUCCUCUGGUGUCCAGCCCUGCCCACAGAUCCCGUAUCCUUUCCUUCCUCCCCAGAAGUAACGGCUCUCCUGAGGCUGGCUCAGCAAGGAAUCAAUGGCACACCUUUCCCCUCUCUGGCUCCACCAAUCACACAAUUCGUGGAUGGAAAGCAGCAGACACUGGUAGUUUGCCUGGUCCUCGAUGCUGCCCCUCUUGGUAUUGACAGCGCUGUCUGGUUCUCAGCGGGAAAUGGCAGUGCACUGGACACCUUCACCUAUGGCCCUUCCCCUGCGGAGGAUGGCACCUGGACUAGCUUGGCCCAGCUUUCCCUGCCCCAGGAGGAGCUGGCAGCCUGGGAGACGUUGGUGUGUCACACUGGGCCUGGGGCUGGGAACCAAAGCAGGAGCACCCAGCCCCUACAGCUGGCAGGAAGGGCCUCUUCAUCCCGGACCUGCCUUUGGGAGCCUCUCAUAGGGAUGAGGGGUCUGGCCCUGCGCUUAGAGGCUAUGCGUCUGCUGCUCUUCAAGCUGUUGCUGUUUGACGUGCUCCUGACCUGCAGCUGCCUGCAUGGAUGGACCAAGUUGGGCUCGGACACCCUCUCCCUGCCGCCUCCGACUGGGUUUCCUAUAGUGACGCCUGCACCACCUGCUUUAUCCUCUCUGCCCCACCAGCCCCAAUUCCAGAGGCAGAGAAGCAGGAACCAAGCUUAGGUCUGGAGCUCCUGACAAGUCCUCAGAAUUCUUGCUCCAAGCCUUGAAGAAAUUGUCUGUGAGCUUCCUGUCGGCUAGGUUCAGCCUCUUCACGCAGACUUUCUGAAAACCAAGGCUGUGUCUCCCUGCAGAAUGCACCCCCAGAACAUGGAACUCCCCCCAGGUUCAUGGGACAUUUGAGGUGGGAAUAACGGAGAGCAAGUAGAAAACUUAAAGGACACAAGCAAAUGAUAAAUAUAUAAAUUAAUGCUGGGCUGGGGAGACAGCAUAAUGAUUAUGUAAACAGCUUUCAUGGCUGAGCCUCUGAGGCCCCAGGUUCAAUCCCCAGCACCACCACAAGCAGAGCUGAGCAGGCUCUGGAGUUUCUGUCUCUCUUACUAUAUGUCUUUCCUUAAAAUAAACAUUAAAAAUUAAAAUAAAAAAUAAAUUCAUGUUUGCUCUGAAAGAGAGAAUUUGGUAGAUAUAAAGAAUGUCAGAAAAGAGGGGGAUAAAUAGCAUAAUGCUUACAUAAACAGACUCUCAUGCCUGAGGCUCUCAAGUCCCAGGUUCAAUCCCCCACACCACGAUAAACCAGAGCUGAGCAGUGCUCUUGUUAAAAAAAAAAAAAAGAGGGGAGUCGGGCGGUAGUGCAGUGGGUUAAGCACACGCAGCACAAAGUGCAGGGACCAGCAUAAGGAUCCCGGUUCCAGGUCCCCCACCUCCACCUUCAGGGGAGUCCCUUCACAGGCGGUGGAACAGGUCUGCAGGUGUCUGUCUUUCUCUCCCCCUCUCUGUCUUCCCCUCCUCUCUCCAUUUCUUUCUGUCCUAUUUAACAACGACGACAACAAUAAUAACUACAACAACAAUAAAAACAACAAGGGCAACAAAAGGAAAAAAUAAAGUAAAAGUAAUAAUAAUAAUUAAAAGAAUAUCAGAGGAGGCUGGGCUGAAGCACAAGGACUGACGUAAGGAUCCUGGUUUGAGCCCCCAGCUCCCCACAUGCAGGGGAGUCACCUCACAAGCAGUGAAGCAGGUCUGCAGGUGUCUAUCUUUCACUCCUCCUCUCUGUCUUCUUCUCUCUCAAUUUCUCUCUCUCCUGUCCAACAACAAUAGCAAUGGAAACAAUAACAAUAACAACAAGGGCAACAACAUAGGAAAAAUGGCCUCUAGGAACAGUGGAUUUGUAGUGCAGAUACCAAGCCCCAGCGAUAACUCUGGAGGCAAAAAAAAAAAAAAAAAAAAAUCAGAAAAAGGCCUGGAGAUAGCAUUGUAGUUAUGACUGAGGCUCUGAAGUGCCAGGUUCAAUUCCCACCCCGCAAACCCUUAGUAAGCUAGAGCUGAGCUGUGUUCUGGUAACAAUAAGUUAUUAGGGGGGGCCGAGUGGUGGCGCACCUGGGUGAGCUCACAGGUUACAGUGUGCAAGGACUCCUUCUUUCUUUACCUUCCCCUUUCUUUACCAAUUUUUGGCUGUCUCUAUCAAAUAAAUAAAGAUUAAAUACUUAAGA
Erinaceus europaeus (western European hedgehog) is the source of this 2282-nucleotide messenger RNA. RefSeq names its product pre T cell antigen receptor alpha (gene PTCRA). Gene Ontology annotation, biological process: negative regulation of thymocyte apoptotic process. The record is from RefSeq and is a predicted model, not a curated record. Bases 70 to 798 code for a protein of 242 amino acids. Lineage: Eukaryota; Metazoa; Chordata; Mammalia; Eulipotyphla; Erinaceidae. The transcript has 5 exons.